Molecule: messenger RNA, 2717 nt
Organism: Sitophilus oryzae (rice weevil)
Lineage: Eukaryota; Metazoa; Arthropoda; Insecta; Coleoptera; Curculionidae
Product: rho guanine nucleotide exchange factor 4-like
Biological process (GO): intracellular signal transduction
Cellular component (GO): cytoplasm
Molecular function (GO): protein binding; guanyl-nucleotide exchange factor activity
Source: RefSeq, a predicted model, not a curated record
UAGUACUGACGUCACCUGUCCGAAGAUAGCGUGUUGUCGCGAGGGUACUCCGGUCUAUAGUCGCUUUACAGCACUUAAGUAAUUAAGGCUUAAGUUACAACCUACGCUCGGCAAUGUUACUUUAAAUCGGCAUUUAGAUCAAAGAAACGAAUUAUCGUUUGUGUGCAGUGUGUUUGUUGUAUUGUUAGUGUUUGCAGUGAUCGCUAUGAUAUUUGGAUCAAAGGAUAAAAAUGCGUCCAAAGAUUUCGUCGAGGAUAUUAAGGCUGACCUAAGACAGCAGCAACUGCGCAGCACCGGCUGCAGCCGUCAGGUCAGGCGCUCGCGCAGCGACCUGGGCGGCCAGCGGCUGCUCGGCUGGGAGCAGCGACAGGCGGCGCGCCGCCUACUGCGCGGCAUGGCGGCGAGUCCGCGCAAGCGCCCGCCCGACUCGGACCGCUUCGGGAUGGUGAUGCUGCGCAAACACGACCACGGAGCGCCGCCGCGCAGGCCCGCGCUGAGGCGGUCGCUCAGCCAGCCGAUCGAUAUCGAUAAGUUGUCGCCGCUGCUGGAUGAAAAGGAUAUCGCAAUUCCAGAUCGCCCAGUAGCAGUGAGCGAAGACGAGCACGAGAACCGCGCCGUCGGCCACACCUCCGACGACGACACCACCUCCGAUUCUGACGUGUCGUCCAUCGCCUCCUUUAGCGGCCGCAAGAAAUCCCUGGAACUGGCCGGUACCGACGAGAACCUGGUCGUUCUAGCCGAGGCCGUUUUCCACCACAUAGCCCUCGAGCCGGAAUUGCUGGCCUUCAGGGCGGGCGACGUGGUGGAGGUGGAAGACAUGGAUGACCGCGACUGGUGGUGGGGCUCGACGGGGAACAAGACCGGGUGGUUCCCGGCGCAGUUCGUGCGGCUGCGCGUCAGCCAGGAGGACACGGUGGAGGACUGUCUGGCGGCGAUCGCGGCAGGGGGAGGCGCUUCCGCGCAGAUCAGGCGGAGGACCAGCGUGUCGUUACUGUCCAACGAUCAGGUUCGUACGAGUGUUGUUCGUGAGCUAGUCCACACCGAACGCGACUUCGUCAAAGUACUGCAAGACGUGGCGGAGGGCUACCUUUCGGAGUGCCGUAAAAGAGAGGACAUGUUCGACGAGGAGCGAAUCUCGACAAUUUUCAUAAACUUGGAGGGCAUAUUGAGGUUCCAGAAAGGUUUUCUAAGGGACCUGGAGGCGUGCGUGGAUUGGGAGGCGCCGCACCGGAGCUGCGUGGGGGAUUGCUUUCUCAAACACAGCGCUGGUUUUAAGAUGUACUCAGAUUAUUGCAAUAGCCAUCCCAUGGCGACAGCCGCUUUACAAGAACUCUACCAAUACAACAACUACAGCAAAUUCUUCGAGGCUUGCCGACUGAUGCGCGGACUCAUCGAAAUACCCUUGGACGGCUACUUGUUGACCCCGGUUCAGAGGAUAUGCAAGUACCCGCUUCAGCUGGCCGAACUUCUCAAGUAUACGAGAACCGAUCACGAGGAUUUUGCUAAUAUCAAGGAGGCUUUGGAAGUGAUGAGGGGCGUGGCCAUGUUGAUCAACGAGAGGAAGAGGCGAAUGGAGAGUUUGGAGAAGUUGGCGGGGUGGCAACAGCGCGUCGAAGGUUGGGAGGGAGAAGAUUUAAUCGAAUUAAGUUCACAGCUUAUCUAUCAAGGAGAAGUAGUCAGAGUAACCUCGGGAAUGUGGACCAAUAACAUCACGCUCUUCUUGUUUGAUCAUCAGAUUGUAUAUUGUAAAAAGGAUAUUCUUAAGAGGAACACUUACGUGUACAAAGGAAGGAUCUACCUAGAUACUUGCGAAAUUAUUGAUGUACCUGAUGGAAAAGAUUCCAACCUGGGUGUGAGCGUUCGACACGCCAUCAAACUGCUCAACCUGACUCGAGAUAAAUGGCUAAUGUUCUGUUGUCGAUCAGCUAAAGACAAACAGCGAUGGUUGGACGCCUUCUCCGAGGAGCGAAAGCUGGUGGUAAAAGACCGCGUUGACGGCUUGGAACUGCCACAGACCGAUCGCCAUCUUGCCAGAGCUGCAGCUAGUCGACAGAAACGACCACCAAGGACACUAAGACAAAAUAAGAAAUUCAAACAUCAAUCCAGCUACAUCGGCUCCUCGAUGCUGCAGCUGAACACUACCUCCUCGAAUUCGCUGCUGGGCAGGAAAAUGGGCAACUGGUUCAGCUUCGGCGGCGGCAAGAAAUCGCGACACCACGACGUUCCCUGAGACCGGUCGCGCGCUCUUUUGGAUCGUCCUGUAUAUAAUUUGACGUGCUGAAACGUAGGGUGCUCUACCGUUGGAUGUGUCCGUUGUACAGAGAUUGUUAUCUAUUAAAGCCGGUGCCAAAAAUUUAAAGAUAAAUUAAGUGAUUCGUCGAUAUCCGGAAGUAUACUUAAAAACGGGUGUGUGGUGGUAUAUCGAAGUAUCCGAAGAAUACGAAAGCAUUAGGAGACAUAUCACUAGAAGAACUCUGUAAAAAUUCCCCCUCGAAAAAUCGAUCGAAAAAAGUGCAUAUUUAUUGUUGUAAAAUUAUUUCCUUUUCAGUUCGAUCUCUAAAUAUACCUUUUUUUGACAAAAUACUAACAAAUGUUAGUAAAACUAUAUUAAAGACACUAAUGACAGAUUCCUGUCCUUUUAACCACAGAUAAAGGAAACAAGUUUAGAUUAGAAUGCGCGGCUUGCCGCCAAAACUUAUAAUAAUUGAUUUGGAGCG